AUGACCAACCCAAGACAUCCAGACUACGAGACCGGGAUCACGGAUGAGGCGGCAAUCGAAGGCCACGACCUGAUUGCGCGAGCUGAGGAGGAGGAAGAGAGAAUGCAUCCCGAUAAGCCUGAGCCGGCGAUGCCCGCAGUGGGCCAUCCAGCUGAGGGCCAAGCCAAACACGGGAAGAAGGAAUCAACAAUGGAAAAGGUCAAGCACGCGUUGCACUUGGACAAGUAG
Metarhizium album ARSEF 1941 is the source of this 228-nucleotide messenger RNA. RefSeq lists its product as uncharacterized. The coding region runs from base 1 to 228 and encodes 75 amino acids. The record is from RefSeq and is a predicted model, not a curated record. NCBI's taxonomy places the organism in Eukaryota, Fungi, Ascomycota, Sordariomycetes, Hypocreales, Clavicipitaceae. The transcript has 2 exons.